Molecule: messenger RNA, 717 nt
Organism: Symbiodinium natans
Lineage: Eukaryota; Dinophyceae; Suessiales; Symbiodiniaceae
Source: the annotation of a GenBank genome assembly
AUGUCAAUGCUUCGCCUGCUGGCUGGGUGGAGCUGCCGCUGUUGCUACGACAUGAAGCGGCCUUCGGGCACCUCCGCACGACCAGCACAAGAUGCAAAACGCAGGGACUGCAGGGAGGAGUCAGGCCCUGUUCGCAUUGCGUGCUUGGGCGACUCCAACACUGUCGGAGGAGGGCUGGGGAAGACUGGAUCCUAUCCGGCCCAGCUGCAGCGGCACCUGAAUGAAGAGGCCGGUAUGGGAACUUUUGUGGUGAAGCCCUUUGGUGUCAACGGGGCAGUCGCAGUGGCUACACCAGGGAAGAAAUGCUACGAGCAUCAACAACGAUGUGCCGAUGCGGCGGCAUUUGCCCCUCACAUCUUUGUUGUGAUGUUGGGAACAAACGACGCGUGGCAUCGUGCCGGGGAGCCGCAGAAGGUUGGUGACAGCAUAAUGGCAUUGCUCGACCGACUGGAGAAGGCCAGAAGCCCACUGCCGUUGAAUAGAAGAUGUCCCUUCUUCUUGGUGCUACCUCCCGGGGCAAAGGACGGCCGCCUUCGGGAUAACUUGGCACAACACGUGCAUCCCGAGCUGCGACGGGUAGCGAAAGCAAGAGCCGACACAACAUUGGUGGACGUACUCGUCUCGAGCGAUGGGUAUCGUCCAGAUGCUGUGCAUCUGUCGAAGCAGGGCGCAGGUCAAGUUGCGAGCAGCGUCGCCACUGCCAUACUGAGAUCCUGA